This is a messenger RNA of Heterocephalus glaber (naked mole-rat), 2753 nucleotides long. It is a transcript of the gene Asb2, whose product is annotated as ankyrin repeat and SOCS box containing 2. The record is from RefSeq and is a predicted model, not a curated record. Gene Ontology annotation, biological process: intracellular signal transduction. Lineage: Eukaryota; Metazoa; Chordata; Mammalia; Rodentia; Bathyergidae. Gene Ontology annotation, molecular function: protein binding.
CCGAAGUGGGAGUUUGUCUCUGAUGCACCCAGAGGAAUGAAAGGCAGGACUGUGGCUUCCUUGGUGCAAUCUUCAAACAGGAAAUCUGAUUCACAACAUCUUAUAGCUUGGCUUGUCACCAGUGGUCAUGCGGUGGGCCCAAAAUAAACUCCCCGCUUCAAGGGACAGCGUUUCAGAACUGCCUGGCACAGUAGCCAGCAGCUCGGGGCCAGGGCAGAAAGAAAACUCAGGCAGCAUGUUCUGAAUUCAGACACUCAAGAAGAUCUUUUCUGUUGCCCUGAACUGUGCCCUUGCUUCUGAGCCUAACAGGGUCUUCUAAUUUGCUAUUCCCUCCUCCCUGCUGAGUGUCUCUUCUGGAGGCAAGGGUGAAGGGUGGAAGAGAUGGCGAUGCAGAUCAGUUCUCGGGGCAGAGAGCGUGCCAUCGGGAAUGAAGAAUACAGCCUGUACAGCAGCCUGAGCGAGGAGGAGCUGAUCCAGAUGGCCAUCGAGCAGAGCCUGGUGGACAAGACAAGGGGCUCAACCCUUCCUGAGGGCACUGGGUCAGCACGGGCCAACCACCAGCCUGCCCAUUUCUACCCAUGGACCAGGUCCACAGCGCCUUCCGAGAGCCUGCCGGCCCGGUCCUCCAUGGGUUUGUUCCAGGGGGUCAUGCAGAAAUACAACAGCAGCCUCUUCAAGACCUCCCAGCUGGCGCCCAUGGACCCUGUGCUAAAGGCCAUCAAGGAAGGCAAUGAAGAGGCCUUGAAGGCCAUGAUCAAGGACGGGAAGAAUCUGGGAGAGCCCAACAAGGAGGGCUGGCUGCCGCUCCAUGAGGCUGCCUACUACGGCCAGCUGGGCUGCCUGAAGGUCCUGCAGCAAGCGUACCCAGGGGCCAUCGACCAGCGCACCCUGCAGGAGGAGACAGCCCUGUACCUGGCGACAUGCAGGGAGCACCUGGAUUGCCUCCUCUCGCUGCUCCAGGCCGGGGCCGAGCCUGACAUCUCCAACAAGUCCCGGGAGACACCACUCUACAAAGCCUGUGAGCGCAAGAACACGGAGGCGGUGAGGCUGCUAGUGCAGCACCACGCGGACACCAACCACCGCUGCAACAGGGGCUGGACAGCACUGCACGAGUCCGUGUCUCGAAAUGAUGUGGAGGGCAUGGAGAUCCUGGUGAGCGGCGGAGCUAAGGUGGAGGCCAAGAACGCCUACGGCAUCACGCCCUUGUUUGUGGCCGCCCAGAGUGGGCAGCUGGAAGCCCUCAGGUUCCUGGCCAAGCACGGUGCUGACAUCAACACGCAGGCCAGUGACAGCGCGUCUGCCCUCUAUGAAGCCUGCAAGAACGACCACGAGGAGGUGGUGGCAUUCCUGCUGUCACAGGGUGCAGAUGCCAAUAAGGCCAACAAGGACGGCUUGCUGCCCCUGCACAUCGCCUCCAAGAAGGGCAACUACAGGAUAGUGCAGAUGCUGCUGCCAGUGACGAGCCGCACGCGCGUGCGCAGGAGUGGCAUCAGUCCGCUGCACCUGGCUGCUGAGCGCAACAACGACGGGGUGCUGGAGGCGCUGCUGGGCGCGCGCUUCGACGUGAACGCGCCGCUGGCUCCGGAGCGCUCGCGCCUCUAUGAAGACCGCCGCAGCUCGGCGCUCUACUUCGCUGUGGUCAACAACAAUGUGUACGCCACCGAGCUGCUCCUGCAGGCCGGCGCCGACCCCAACCGCGACCUCAUCAACCCGCUGCUCGUGGCCAUCCGCCACGGCUGCCUGCGCACCAUGCAGCUGCUGCUGGACCACGGCGCCAACAUCGACGCCUACAUCGCCACGCACCCCACGACCUUCCCGGCCACCAUCAUGUUCUCCAUGAAGUGCCUGUCGCUGCUCAAGUUCCUCCUGGACCUCGGCUGCGAUGGCGAGCCCUGCUUCUCCUGCCUAUACGGCAACGGCCCACACCCGCCUGCCCCGCAGCGCUCCAGCAGGUUCAGCGAAGCCUACACCACGGACAAGGCGCCCGGCAUGGUCCAGUUCUGCGAGAUCCUGUCGGCCCCGGAGGUGAGCCGCUGGGCAGGGCCCAUUAUCGAUGUGCUUCUGGACUACGUGGGCAACGUACAGCUCUGCUCUCGGCUGAAGGAACACAUCGACAGCUUUGAGGAGUGGGCGGUGAUCAAGGAGAAGGCAGAACCUCCAAGACCUCUGGCUCACCUUUGCCGGUUGCAGGUUCGAAAAGCCGUUGGGAAAUGUCGUCUAAAACUCUUGGACACGUUGCCACUCCCGGGCAGGCUGAUUAGAUACCUGAAAUAUGAGAACACCCAGUAGUGGGCCUUGGGAAAAAGGAGUGGCCCCUUGACUGUUUCCAUGGCAAGAUGGCAGCAUCCCCGGUUCAAGGGCACUGGAGACAGAACAGGGCUGCAGGUUGUCUCCCUCUCAGCCGGGUCUGCACCAGCACUCUGUUCAGAGUGGAGAGCACAGUGUGUCCAGUAGGAGAAGAAUCGUGCGUUUGCAAAUUGUUGAGUUGAUCCCAGACCAAAUGGCAAAGACCUCUGUCCAGGGCAGAACUCAAGGUGGUCUGGGAAAAGGAGGGGCCACGGAGGGUCCCCAGCCUCCACCUGAACUGUGGCUGGAGACCUUCUAGGAACGAGUUUGCCUUUCCAGAAGGACCUCUCUUCAGAGCAUUCCCUGCACCCCUACCUGUCUCUGUGAAACCCUCCACCGGAUCUCAGCCAGGGAGGGACCCUCGGUCCCGGGGGCUCCUCUGAGUACAAUAAAUGUUGCACAUGUGA